Molecule: messenger RNA, 2681 nt
Organism: Eubalaena glacialis (North Atlantic right whale)
Lineage: Eukaryota; Metazoa; Chordata; Mammalia; Artiodactyla; Balaenidae
Gene: ACTR8
Product: actin related protein 8
Exons: 13
Coding region: 108-1982 (624 amino acids)
Biological process (GO): double-strand break repair; regulation of DNA-templated transcription
Cellular component (GO): Ino80 complex
Source: RefSeq, a predicted model, not a curated record
GGCCAUCUUGGUUGUGGGCAGACGGCCGAGAGGUUGCGCCUGCGCCGAGGCCUCUUCUCUGGCGGUCGCGUUGCGUCCUUGAGGCUGGAGGGGCGUCGGCGGCCGAGAUGACCCAGGCCGAGAAGGGGGACACGGAGAACGGGAAAGAGAAGGGCGGGGAGAAGGAGAAGGAGCAGCGCGGCGUGAAGCGACCCAUCGUGCCCGCUCUGGUGCCGGAGUCGCUGCAGGAGCAAAUCCAGAGCAACUUCAUUGUUGUCAUACAUCCAGGUUCAACAACUCUGAGGAUCGGUCGAGCCACAGACACACUUCCUGCCAGCAUUCCUCAUGUUAUUGCACGAAGACACAAACAACAAGGGCAGCCCCUGUACAAAGACAACUGGCUCCUAAGGGAGGGACUAAAUAAACCUGAAAGUAAUGAACAAAGACAAAAUGGCCUUAAAAUGGUGGAUCAAGCAAUAUGGUCUAAAAAGAUGUCAAAUGGUACAAGACGGAUUCCUGUGUCCCCUGAGCAGGCACGUUCCUACAACAAGCAGAUGCGACCUGCAAUUUUAGAUCAUUGCUCUGGAAAUAAGUGGACAAACACAUCUCAUCACCCUGAGUUUUUGGUAGGAGAAGAGGCCCUGUAUGUUAAUCCUUUGGACUGUUACAAUAUUCACUGGCCUAUCAGAAGAGGUCAGUUAAAUAUUCACCCAGGACCUGGGGGCUCCCUUACAGCUGUUCUGGCAGAUAUUGAAGUAAUAUGGUCUCAUGCAAUACAAAAAUACUUGGAAAUCCCACUGAAAGAUUUAAAGUAUUAUAGAUGUAUCUUGUUAAUUCCUGAUAUCUAUAAUAAACAGCAUGUGAAAGAAUUAGUGAAUAUGAUCCUAAUGAAGAUGGGUUUUUCAGGAAUCGUGGUCCAUCAAGAGUCUGUGUGCGCCACCUAUGGAAGUGGUUUAAGCAGCACGUGUAUUGUAGAUGUUGGAGACCAAAAGACAAGCGUGUGCUGUGUGGAGGAUGGGGUCUCUCAUCGGAACACUCGGCUCUGUCUGGCAUAUGGUGGAUCUGAUGUGUCAAGAUGUUUUUACUGGCUGAUGCAGCGAGCUGGGUUCCCUUACAGAGAAUGCCAGUUAACAAAUAAAAUGGAUUGCCUUCUUCUGCAGCACCUUAAAGAAACUUUUUGUCAUUUAGAUCAGGACAUCUCUGGGCUUCAGGACCAUGAGUUUCAGAUUCGACAUCCAGAUUCCCCUGCCCUUCUUUACCAGUUUCGAUUAGGAGAUGAAAAACUCCAGGCUCCGAUGGCUUUGUUUUAUCCAGCAACUUUUGGAAUCGUUGGACAGAAAAUGACAACUUUGCAGCACAGAUCCCAGGGUGACCCUGAGGAUCCUCAUGAUGAACAUUACCUGCUGGCCACACAAAGCAAGCAAGAACAGUCUGCAAAAGCUACUGCUGACCGAAAGUCUGCAUCCAAACCCAUUGGAUUUGAGGGGGAUCUUCGUGGCCAGUCCUCUGAUCUUCCAGAAAGACUGCAUUCCCAGGAGGUGGAUUUGGGAUCCUCCCAGGGAGACUGCUUGAUGGCUGGCAAUGAUUCUGAGGAAGCUCUCACUGCACUGAUGUCCAGGAAGACUGCCAUCUCGCUGUUUGAAGGGAAAGCCCUGGGCCUGGAUAAAGCCGUCCUCCAUAGCAUAGACUGUUGUUCGUCUGAUGAAACCAAAAAGAAGAUGUACAGCUCCAUCUUGGUGGUGGGAGGUGGUUUGAUGUUUCAUAAAGCUCAAGAAUUUCUGCAGCACAGAAUUCUCAAUAAGAUGCCACCUUCAUUCAGGCGAAUUAUUGAAAAUGUGGAUGUGAUCACAAGGCCCAAGGACAUGGAUCCCCGGCUGAUUGCAUGGAAAGGAGGGGCAGUGUUGGCUUGUUUAGAUACGACACAGGAGCUGUGGAUUUAUCAGAGAGAAUGGCAGCGCUUUGGCGUCCGCAUGCUACGAGAGCGAGCUGCUUUUGUGUGGUGAAAUGGACAGAAGAGUCACUGUUGAAGACCAACACAUAACCUCGUGGUAUAAAAGACUCUUAUAGAACAUUUAUAUUCUAAUUUAUUGAUCUAGGUGCUUAAGUUUUAUGAAUUUUAACUUUUAUGUUGAGAACAUGACAUUGGUGUAAAAAAUAAGCUGCUUUUGUAGUCAGGACAUUUGAGAAUAAAUAUGAACUUAGUCUUCAGUGGUAAACUCUCCUGCCCCUUCUUCAGGGUCUGUAACUCCCAGUGAUCUAAAUUGUUGCAGUAGAGUGGUUCUCAGGUGGUGAAGCCCUUCAUUUAGGUUGGCUUCUGAGAGUCACCAGGCAGUCUCACAUAACCAUGAGGGGUGGGUGUGUGACUGUGUACCUGAAUUGUGAGAAAUGUCUGGUCACGCAUUUUCCCUCUUAUCUAGUACAGCAAGCACAUAUGUCAUGACUUGUGUAUGCUGCUAAAAUUCCAAAUAGGAAAGAAAGUUUUUUGUUUUUUUAAAAUUUUCUCCUGUAUUACAAAAAAUAUUGGGGCACAUUCAGGUCUAGAUUUCCAGAGGCAAAGAUUUAAGGCUGGGCUGGCUGGCUUUUGUUACUGACAUAAUCUAGGGUGGGCUUGGGGAAGGAAAACAAUCAUUGACCAAAAGAGAACAGAAAUGAAAAGGAAAACUCAUUUGCUUCCUAAAGCCAGAUAGAAAUGAUUUAGGUUA